This is a messenger RNA of Cyprinodon variegatus (sheepshead minnow), 5223 nucleotides long. RefSeq names its product epidermal growth factor receptor pathway substrate 15 (gene eps15). The transcript has 25 exons. NCBI's taxonomy places the organism in Eukaryota, Metazoa, Chordata, Actinopteri, Cyprinodontiformes, Cyprinodontidae. Gene Ontology annotation, molecular function: cadherin binding; calcium ion binding. The coding region runs from base 25 to 3327 and encodes 1100 amino acids. The record is from RefSeq and is a predicted model, not a curated record. Gene Ontology annotation, biological process: endosomal transport; endocytosis. Gene Ontology annotation, cellular component: plasma membrane; cytoplasm; clathrin coat of coated pit.
AAAGCAGUGGGAAACAGAAACACUAUGGCUGCCACUCUGUCUCUUACUCAGCUUUCCAGUGGAAAUCCCGUCUAUGACAAAUAUUAUCGACAGGUGGAUCCCUCUGGGAGCGGACGAGUGGCGGCAGCAGAUGCGGCUCUCUUCCUGAAGCGGUCCGGCUUGGCUGACGUAGUGUUGGGAAAGAUCUGGGAUUUGGCAGACAGUGAAAGAAAGGGUUCACUUAACAAACAGCAAUUCUUCAUAGCAUUGCGGUUGGUUGCCUGUGCUCAGAAUGGCCUGGAGGUGGCGCUUAAGAGUCUUAAUGUGGCUGUUCCUCCACCCAAAUUUCAUGAUACAAGUAGCCCACUGUUGGCAGGAGGAGCGGCUGUCGACACACCCUGGGUUGUCAAGCCGGAGGAGAAGAUGAAGUUUGACUCGAUUUUUGAGAGUCUGGGUCCGGUUGGAGGGAUGCUGUCAGGAGACAAAGUUAAACCUGUUCUGCUCAACUCCAAGUUGCCUGUGGACAUCUUGGGGAGGGUGUGGGAGCUCAGUGACCUCGACAGAGAUGGCAUGUUGGACAGAGAUGAAUUUUCUGUGGCAAUGUUUCUGGUUUAUAGAGCUCUAGAGGGCGAGUCCGUUCCCAUGUCCCUACCGCCUCCUUUAGUUCCACCCUCUAAGAGGAAAAAAUCUGCGGUGGCACCCGUGAUGCCCCUGUUACCCUCACCUCCCUCUGUGAAAGAAAGUCGCUCCUCCCACACUGGCUCGAAGACCCUUCCCCACCCUCCCAAACCCGCGCCAGCUCCUGCCCCAACACCAGCAGCUGUCCCUUGGGUGGUGUCGGCGGCAGAUAAAGCUAAAUACGAUGAACUGUUCAGUAAGACGGACAGCGACAUGGAUGGCUUGGUGUCCGGAGCAGAAGUCAGAGAUAUUUUUCUCAAAACCGGGUUGCCAUCGGCUACACUCGCACGUAUCUGGGAGCUCUGUGACAUUGGAGACAUGGGGAAGCUGACCCGUGAGCAGUUUGCUUUGGCGCUUUAUCUGAUUAAUCUGAAGCUGACGAAAGGCCUGGAUCCACCGCAGACUCUCUCUGUGGAAAUGAUCCCUCCAUCCGACAGACAAAACGGCAAACAGAACAAUGCAAAUCUGGCAGCUGACUUCUCUGCUAUUAAGGAGCUUGAUACCCUCAGCAAUGAGAUUUUUGAGCUCCAGAGAGAGAAGAGCUCUGUAGAGGAGGAGAUAAAGGAGAAGGAGGAGGCUAUUCGACAACGCACGGAUGAAGUUCAGGACCUCCAAGACGAAGUAGCAAAGGAGACGGAGGAGCUUCAGCGGCUGCAGUCUCAGCGUCAGAAGGUCCAGGAAGCUUUAGAUGAGCUCGACCAGCAGAAAGCCAAUUUGGAGGAGCAGCUCAGCCUCAUUCGAAAGCAGACCAGCCAGGAGACCCAACUUAUCUCAUCACUGGAGUCGGAGCAUGAGGAGCAGGAGCAGAAGAUCUGUCAGUAUGAGGAGGAGCUUGUUCAGGCACGAGAGGAGCUUCUGGCUCUGCAGGAGGAGAGCCGGAGGCUGCAGGAAAAGGUUCAAGCUGCCCAGGAGCAACUAACUCCUCUUCAGGAGUCGGUGCGGGACUCCUUUACUCAAGUUUCCCAGAUUCAGCAGAAAGUACAAGAGCUUCGUCUGGAAGAGAGGUCAGUGACUGCUCAGCUGAGCUGGAAGAGAGCCCUUGAGGACAGCUCCCCAGUCAUGGUUAAUGGAUCGGCUGGCUCCACGGCAGAACUUGACCUCUUCAACGAGGACUUACCUAAAGAGCUUAAGGAGGUUGAGCCAGCUGCUGUCACCAGUCAGCAGAAAGAACAUUCAGAUGAAAAGGAGAGGGAGGAAGUCAAUGAGACUGAAAGAGAGAAGGAGGAGCAGAGCACCAAGGCUCCAGAGGAGAAGAGCAAACCUGAUGCUCUGGAUGAUCUCUUCUCCGGUCUAGCAUCUACUGAUAUGUACAGCAGUCUGUCCACCAUUUCUAAGCUACGAGAUAACCCAGUUGAGCAGGAAAACAACAGCUUAGCACCAGAUGUGUCAUCUGAGGCCUCCGAUGAUGAUGAAGAAUCACUAAAAGAGACUCCACUGAAGGUUGACUCUCCAGAGCCAGAGAGCCAGCAGGAGCAAUCAGAGUCUACAGAAACAACGCCCUCCCCGUUACCUCCACAGGUGGGCCCUCGCUCUCUUCCACCACAGACAAGCCCUCCUUCCCUGCCGGAGAUCGACUUCUUCAAUACAGACCCUUUCACUGACCAUGAUCCAUUCAAAGAAGAUCUCUUUGGAAAAGCAGAUGUAGCAGAUCCCUUUGGAGAAGAUCCAUUUAAAGGCUCAGACCCAUUCGCUGCAGACUCUUUCUUCCCCCAGCCCUCCAACGCCAGUUUUCCCUCUAAAGACCCUUUUUCAGCCUCAGCUGACCCAUUUAGCACAACGCCUGGAAUACCAGAACCAGACCUCUUUGCAGCCAAAGCUAAGGAUGGAUCAGCACUACCAGCAUCAGCUGCAGCAGCCCCAGAUCCCUUCGUCUCUAAGACAGCCAGUCCACCCCCAGCAUCCAAGGAUCCUUUUAAUUCUGCAGGGGACAAAGUGGGGGAUUCAGACCCAUUUGGAAGCAAAAUGAACAACGCUGGGGAGGUGGAUCCAUUCAGUUCACAGGAGGGGGGGUCAGAUCCAUUCAGCUCUUCUUCUACAAGCUCUGAUCUGGCUGCGAAGGAUUCCACACCAUCUAAUGAUCCCUUUGCUCCUGGAGGUACUACUGUGAGCACCACCUCGGAUCCAGAUCCAUUUGCUGCUGUUUUUGGCAAUGAGUCGUUUGGAGGAGGCUUUGCAGAUUUCACUGCUUUGUCAAAGUCUAAUGGUCCGGACCAAUUUGGCAUCAACAAUAAGAACCUGUUCCAGGAGGACAACCAGUCUGCCAGCUCUGCAGUGCCCCCUGCCCUGCCCCCUAAAACGGGUACACCAACGAGACCACCUCCUCCACCUCCAGGUAAGAGGGCAUCAGUCUCUAGGACAGAGUCCUCCGACUCUUUCCAGCGGCGAGGACCCCUUCUUCAGACCUCUGCAGACUUCUCCUCUUCCUCCUCUACCCUGCCUGCCAAGGAUCCUUUAGCUGACCCCUUCGCCCCCUCCUCCCCUCCUCGCCACAACAUGCGGGAAGCUGAUCGAUUUGCCAGCUUUGACAAAUAUCCAACCGAGGAAGACAUGAUAGAGUGGGCAAAGCGCGAGAGCGAGCGAGAGGAAAAGGAACGACUAGCAAGGCUCACCCAACAGGAGCAAGAGGACCUGGAGCUCGCCAUCGCUCUAAGCAAGUCUGAACUCUCUUGAGGAGGCUGCUCCCCUCAGCCGGGCUGGCGCUGCACAGCCUGACCUGGCCCCAAAAAAAAAAAAAGCACCAAAGCAACAUGGGGGAGGGGGAUGCACAGAGCUGAUGCAGAGACUUCAAACUGAUUCCUCAAACCUUCAGCGCCCCCUUCUUCCCUUCGACUGCUCACUGUUUCACAUCACACACAGUCUGUUUUUCUUAUCCUGUCGGUCUCUCCGCGGGUUCGACUAAAUGAGAUGAAGAGUAAGAGACAUCCAGGUUGAAAAUGAAUCCUGACGUUUUCCAAUCCGGCUACCAACUCUAGAAUCUAACUUAUUUAAAUAUGCACUCAAAACUAGACUAAAAUAGGCAGUUUUCAGCCACUAGCAACACUACUCCACUUUAUUAAAUCUUGACUUUCUCUGAGAGGGAGGUUUUGAGUUAAACAUUCAUCUAUAGUAACCAUAAAUCCCUGACCUUUUUCCUGUCUGCUCCAUAACAUCCUAAAACGACACUUGGCUGUGAAAAUAUUAGCUUUUUCUGCAAGAAAAUGUAGCAUCUGUUUUUAUUAAGCAGCUCUUUUAAACAGGGCAUCCAUGUCUUGAUUAGGGUUUUAUAUAUAUAUAUAUAUAUAUAUUUCAACUUUCUUAAUGUCCUGUGAAAAGUAAACUGCAUGUUAACAAACAAAACAAGAAGUAGGUCCAUUAUCUUCAUCUUCAGCAGGAAACUGGAUCUGUUUGAAAUUUCCACACCCAAACACCCGUUCUGUAUUUGUUAGCUUAGCAUAAACUCCAUCCUCCACUGGAACGGCAUUUGGAUUUCAGGCCACACUGGAGUGCUGAAUUUUGAAAGAAUUCACUUUGGGACAGGUUAUCUGCUCUUCCCUGAUUACUCACAGUUUUAUAAAUGGUAGAAUACAUUUCAUAAAUGUUGCAUAACUUUUUUCAUCUUGUAGGCUAGAGACAGAACUGGAAGGUUUUAAUGGUAACUUAUUUAAAUUAGCCACUUUACAGCAUUGUUUGGGUGUAUGUUUGUCAUCCAGAUUUGCAUAUGACUGCGAAAUUAAACUGAUCUUCCCAAGGGAAACUAAAACCAUCUUUCUUAAAUUAGUGUUUUGAUCAACAUUUUUUUUUUUUUGUAACAUUCUUACUUACUUUCAUCUAAUUUGAUCAGAUUUCAAAGCGCUGCUGUCGGUGCUGAUUUGUACAUUUCCAUCUGAUAUUCCAUCAGUCAUUACAUCUCAGUUGAUUUUGAGUCUCUUUUUGUUUCAAAGUCAACAAAUCUUUCUCGGGCUGAAUAUUUUAUUGCAUUUUUCAUCCUGUGUGAGAAUUUACCUCAGCAGCUCAUGCUGUGAUGAUAGAAACUCACACUGCACUUCAUCCUCAUGCCUCAUCAUAGCCACACAUAAAGCUGCCUGAGCUGUUUUUUUUAUAUCUUAAAGUUAUACCCGAAGAGCUCCUGCUCACACAUCUAUAAAAGUUUGAUUUUAAUGAGGGAAGAAUGCUGAAAAAAAGUUUUAUUUUGUUUGAAUUCAUCUUUUUGAUCAAAUAUAGCACAGCAUUAAGGAUGGCUAUCAUCUUUAUGAUUUUGCUUUGUGCCCUGUUUGUGUUUAACCCCCCUACAAUAAGUGCUGCAUCGUGUUGAAGUUUAUUGUAUAUACAACAUUUGCAUGUCUAUUCCCUGACUAUCUAAUGCCAGUGUUUAUAGUUUCUUUUUUUUUUUUUUCAAAGGCCACUUUAGAGUCCGUCUUACUGUCCUUUUGUACAGACAAACCUGAACCACUUAUGCUUGUAGACUUACUCUCAAGAAGUCUUUUUAAAAUUCAAACCAAUUGUACUUUAUUUUGUAUUUUCUAACUUUUAAGAGAGAUGAUUAUUGGGAGGCUUAACCAGAAAAAAAUGUAACACAUUUAAUUAAAA